Messenger RNA from Callorhinchus milii (elephant shark), 7573 nucleotides. RefSeq names its product dnaJ homolog subfamily C member 13. The record is from RefSeq and is a predicted model, not a curated record. Gene Ontology annotation, biological process: regulation of early endosome to late endosome transport; receptor-mediated endocytosis; endosome organization. Gene Ontology annotation, cellular component: endosome membrane. Lineage: Eukaryota; Metazoa; Chordata; Chondrichthyes; Chimaeriformes; Callorhinchidae.
CAGCAGCUAUGGAGAAAGGAAAGUCUCGCAUCAAAAUGAAUAUUAUUAAGGAAAACAAGGACUUAGCCUGUUUUUAUACAACAAAACACUCAUGGAGAGGAAAGUACAAACGUGUCUUCUCGAUUGGUUCACAUGCUGUAACCACAUACAAUCCGAGUACCCUAGAAGUUACCAACCAGUGGCCUUAUGGUGAGAUAUGUAGCAUCGGGCCAGUUGGGAAAGGACAAGGCACUGAAUUCAAUUUAAGUUUUCGUAAAGGAAGUGGAAAGAAGUCUGAAACCCUAAAAUUUUCUACAGAGCAUAGAACAGAGUUGCUGACAGAGGCACUGAGAUUCAGGACAGAAUUUUCAGAGGGUAAAAUCACUGGAAGGCGAUAUAACUGUUACAAGCAUCACUGGAGUGAAACCAGAACUGUGGCCCUUGAAGUUACACCUGGAGGCAUUGAUCAAAUUGAUCCUUCAACUAAUAAAAUCCUCUGCUCCUAUGACUACAAAAAUAUUGAAGGAUUUGCAGAGGUUUCAGAUUAUCAGGGAGGGUUUUGUAUAAUUCAUGGAGGAUUUAGUCGACUGCAUCUUUUUGCAUCUGAACAAAGGGACGAAAUCAUCAAAAGUGCAAUAGACCAUGCAGGCAACUUCAUAGGUAUCUCCCUGCGUAUCAGGAAAGAGCCACUCGUGUUUGAUUUGUAUCAGAAUUAUCGUUUUGGAAAGUACAGCAAUGAUGAAUCAAUUACAUCACUAGCAGAAUUCAUUGUACAAAAAAUUACACCUAGACAUCUGGAUCCAGUAAAGAGAGUAUUAGCACUUACAGAAACCUGUUUAGUGGAGAGAGAUCCAGCCACUUACAAUAUUGUCACGCUUAAACCUUUGGGAGAGAUAUUUGCUCUGGUACGAGAUUCUGAAAACCCUCAGCAAUUUACCGUAGAGUAUAUUAAAGGGCAGAUUCACAAAUACGCAUCCACCGAAAGAGAUUCUCUACUGGCUAGCCUGCUGGAUGGAGUGAGAGCCUCUGGUAACCGAGAUGUAUGUGUGAAGAUGACACCAACUCACAAGGGGCAGAGAUGGGGGUUAAUGAGUAUGCCAGUAGAUGAGGAAGUAGAAAGUUUACAUCUUCGGUUUCUAAAUGCCCCACCAAAUGGCAACUUUGCAGAUGCUGUAUUCAGGUUUAAUGCUAAUGUCUCAUAUAGUGGAGUUCUGCAUGCAGUGACUCAAGAUGGCCUGUUUUCUGAGAACAAAGAAAAACUGAUUAAUAAUGCUGUCAUAGCAUUACUAUCUCAAGAAGGAGAUCAAACAUCUAAUAACACAGAACUAGAGAGCCAGUUUCAGGCUAUAAGACGACUUGUUGCUUCAAAGGCAGGCUUUCAAGCAUUUACACAGCUACCUAAAUUUCGGGAACGAUUGGGUGUGAAGACAGUCAAGGCUUUAAAAAGAAACCAUGAUGGUGUUAAUCAUUCUGCUAUUGACAUGCUCUGUGCCCUUAUGUGUCCUAUGCAUGAUGACUAUGACUUGAGGCAAGAACAGCUGAACAAAGCUUCCCUUCUUUCUUCAAAGAAGUUCUUAGAAAAUUUGCUUGAUAAGUUCAAUAGCCAUGUGGAUCAUGGAACAGGUGCCCUAGUGAUCAGUUCCCUUUUGGACUUCCUUACCUUUGCACUCUGUGCUCCGUAUAGUGAGACAACUGAAGGACAACAGUUUGAUAUGUUGCUGGAAAUGGUGGCAGCUGUUGGAAGAACUCUUUUUAAACUUUUCCAGCACCCUUCGAUGGCUAUUGUGAAAGGAGCUGGCUUAGUUAUGAAGGCAAUAAUAGAGGAAGGUGACAAAGAGAUAGCUGCAAAAAUGCAGGAGCUUGCCUUGAGUGAAGGUGCCCUACCACGUCAUUUACACACCUCAAUGUUUACAAUUAGCACAGAUCAGCGGAUGCUGACGAACAGGCAGUUAAGUAGGCAUUUGGUGGGACUUUGGACUGCAGAAAAUCUUACAGCAUUAAAUUUGCUAAAACGUAUUUUGCCAACAGGUUUGCUGGCAUAUCUCGAUAGCACAGAGCAAGUACCAGAAAAAGACAUUGACAGGAUGCACAUCAGGGACAAUGUAAAAAUUGCAACGGAUCAGUAUGGUAAAUUCGGUAAGGUCCCAGACUGGCAACGACUAGCUGGAAAAGCCGCUAAAGAAGUAGAAAAAUUUGCCAAAGAGAAGGUUGAUUUGCUUCUGUUGCACUGGAGAGACAGGAUGGGUAUUGCUCAAAAGGAGCAGGACAGGAACAGUCUGAAUCCAAACCAAAAACCAGUUGUUUUGAGAAAGAGACGACAAAGGAUUAAAAUUGAAGCUAACUGGGAACUCUUCUACUACAAAUUUCAGAUGGAUCAUGCCAAGUCCAACUUGAUUUGGAAUUACAAGACAAGAGAAGAAUUGAGAGAUGCAUUUGAGGCGGAGAUGAGGGCAUUUAACAUUGACCGAGAACUUGGUAGCGUUAGUGUCAUUUCUUGGAAUCACCAAGAAUUUGAAGUUAAGUACGAGUGCCUUGUGGAUGAAAUCAAAAUUGGGGAUUAUUAUCUACGCCUUUUGUUAGAAGAAGAUGAAAAUGAAGAGACUGGUGCAAUCAAGAGAUCGUAUGAAUUUUUCAAUGAGUUGUAUCAUCGCUUCUUACUUACCCCUAAAGUGAAUAUGAAGUGUUUAUGUUUACAAGCUUUGACAAUUGUUUACGGCAAAUGCUAUGAGGAAAUAGGACCAUUCAGUGAUACAAAAUACAUUAUUGGAAUGUUGGACAGGUGCACAGACCGAUUGGAGCGAGACAGACUCAUUCUUUUCCUACACAAACUGAUUCUUAACAAGAAAAAUGUGAAGGAAAUCAUGGACUCCAAUGGAGUUCGAAUUCUUGUGGAUUUGCUUACACUGGCUCACCUCCAUACCAGCAGAGCUACUGUACCACUGCAGAGCAAUGUUAUCGAAGCAGCACCUGAUAUGAAGAGAGAAAGUGAAAAGGAGUGGUAUUUUGGCAAUGCAGAUAAAGAGAGACUUGGUCCUUAUAGCUUUGAAGAGAUUCAGGAGUUUUGGAAAACGGGUGUGCUGGUACCAAAGACUCGUUGUUGGGCCCAGGGUAUGGAUGGCUGGCGGCCACUACAAGCUAUUCCACAGCUGAAGUGGUGUCUAUUAGCCAGCGGACAGGCUGUACUGAAUGAGACUGACCUUGCUACUCUGAUUCUUAACAUGCUUGUCACCAUGUGUGAAUAUUUCCCCAGCAGAGAUCAGGAUAAUGCCAUUAUUCGACCACUUCCCAAGAUAAAGAGGCUACUUACAGACAAUACCUGUCUCUCUCACAUUGUUCAGCUGUUAAUAACAUUUGAUCCUAUCCUGGUUGAGAAAGUUGCCAAUUUGCUGUACCACAUUAUGCAAGACAACCCACAAUUACCUCGCCUCUACCUUACUGGUGUGUUUUUCUUUAUUAUGAUGUACACGGGUUCAAAUGUGCUGCCUAUUGCCAGGUUUUUGAAAUAUACUCACCUGAAACAGGCAUUCAGAUCUGAAGAGGCAAAAGGACAAGACUUGGUGCAGCGAAGUGUUCUGGGGCACAUUCUUCCUGAAGCAAUGGUCUGUUAUUUAGAAAACUAUGAACCAGAAAAAUUUUCAGAGAUUUUUCUAGGUGAAUUUGAUACUCCAGAAGCAAUUUGGAGCAAUGAAAUGAGGCGUCUAAUGAUUGAGAAGAUUGCUGCCCAUUUAGCAGACUUCACACCUCGCCUACAAAGCAACACAAGAGCAUUGUACCAGUAUUGUCCUAUACCAGUCAUCAGCUAUCCCCAGUUGGAGAACGAACUUUUCUGUAAUAUCUACUAUCUUAAGCAUCUCUGUGAUAUUGUUCGGUUCCCCGACUGGCCUAUUAAAGAUCCUGUAAGAUUGCUCAAAGACACUCUGGACGCUUGGAAAAAAGAAGUAGAAAAGAAACCUCCUUCAAUGUCCUUGGAUGAAGCAUUUGACGUUUUAAAUCUUCCAAAGGGACAAGGAAUAAAUGAUGAAAGCAAGAUAAGAAAAGCCUACUUCAGGCUUGCACAGAAAUACCAUCCGGACAAGAAUCCUGAAGGCAGGGAUAUCUUUGAAAAGGUGAAUAAAGCCUAUGAAUUUCUGUGCUCGAAGUCUAUGAAAAUGGUGGAUGGACCUGAUCCAGAAAAUAUCAUUCUCAUCCUGAAAACUCAAAGUAUUCUUUUCAAUGGGCACAAAAAAGAUUUACAGCCCUAUAAAUAUGCGGGUUACCCAAUGUUGAUCAAGACCAUUACCAUGGAAAUAUCAGAUGAUCAGCUAUUUUCCAAAGUUUCUCUAUUGCCAGCUGCCACUGAAUUGGCUUUCCACACUGUCAAUUGUUCAGCACUGAAUGCUGAGGAGCUACGCAGAGAGAAUGGACUAGAGGUGUUGCAAGAUGGUUUUGCACGUUGUGUGGCAGUGUUAACAAACUCCAGCAAAAAAGAAGAUAUGGCUGUGCAAGUGUGUGGACACAUUUGUAAAUGCUACAGUGUAGCAGCUCAAUUUGAAGAUUGCAGGGAAAAAAUAACUGAAAUGCCGAACGUCAUCAGAGACCUCUGCCGAUUGCUGUUUUAUGGGAAAUGUCUGCCCCGGGUGGCCAUGAUGGCAGUUGAGUGUGUUAGUUCGUUUGCUGUGGAUUACUGGCUGCAGAACCAUUUAUUUAAAGCUGGUGUUCUGUGGCACCUGCUUGUCUACCUCUUCAACUAUGACUAUACACUGGAAGAAAGUGGAAUUCAAAAGUGUGAGGAAACCAACCAGCAGGAAGUUUCUAACAGCCUUGCAAAGCUUUGUGUAAUUGCUUUGAGUCGGUUGGGUGGAUAUCUGAAGGAAGAAAAUGCAACACCUGAAAAUCCUACAAUACGGAAAAGUUUGGGAGCUCUAUUAGCACCUUAUGUCUCCAGAAGGCUUUCUCAAGAUAGUCCUGCAGAGAUUCUCAAGAUGCUCAAUAGUAACACUGAGAAUCCAUAUUUAAUUUGGAAUAAUGGUACCAGGGCUGAGUUGCUAGAGUUCCUUGUAUGUCAACAAGAAGGCAUGGUGAAAAGGGGGGAUUGUGAUAAAAAUUAUGGUGCUGAAUUUACCUUCAGUGAACAUGCUAAAGAGCUUGCAGUUGGUGAGGUUUUCGUCAGAGUCUACAAUGAGCAGCCAACAUUCCCAUUAGAGAUUCCAAAGGCUUUUGCAGCAAGCCUGCUGGACUACAUAGGAUCACAAGCUCAAUAUCUUCACACUCUGAUGGCUAUGACUCAGACUGGGAAAGUGGAAUCUGAUCAGCAUGGAGACAGGUUAAGGCGGGCUGAAAUGGCCUUAGAAGCCUUGCGUAAUGUCAUCAAGAACAACCCAGGUGCUGAGUCAGAAUGCACUGGUCAUUUCAAGUUGAUUUUCUCUCUCUUACGAGUGCAUGGAGCUGGCCAGGUUCAACAACUAGCACUAGAGGUGGUGAAUAUAGUGACUGCCAACCAAGAAUGUGUAACUAACAUUGCUGACUCAAUGGUCCUUGCGAACCUUCUUAUUCUGCUACAUUCAUUGCCAACCAGUCGUCAACUUGUACUUGAAACACUUCAUGCUUUGACAUCAAAUACAAAGAUUAUCAAAGAAGCCAUGGGAAAAGGUGCUCUUAUAUAUCUGCUGGACAUGUUUUGUAACUCGACGAAUCCCCAGGUUCGAGCACAGACUGCAGAAUUGUUUGCCAAAAUGAUUACAGACAAACUUAUUGGGCCAAAGGUAAGAAUUAUAUUGACCAAGUUUCUACCUGGUGUCUUCAUGGAUGCCAUGAGGGACAACCCUGAAGCAUCUGUGCAGAUAUUUGAGGGCACCCAUGAAAAUCCAGAGCUGAUCUGGAAUGAAAACUCCAGGGAGAAAGUGUCUACAACUGUUCAAGAUAUGAUGCUCAACCACUUCAAGCAACAGCGUGAUAAUCCAGAUGUGAAUUGGAAGUUACCUGAGGACUUUGCUGUAGUGUUUGGUGAAGUUGGAGGAGAACUCUCUGUUGGAGGGGUCUUCUUGAGGAUCUUUAUUGUACAACCUGGUUGGGUUCUUCGAAAACCUCGUGAAUUUCUCGUUGCAUUGAUGGAGAAACUUACAGAGCUGCUGGAAGCGAAUAAUCCACAUGGUGAAACCUUAGAAACCGUUACCACAGCAACAGUCUGCCUCUUUUAUUCCCAGCCUCAGCUAGCAGACCAAAUACCUCCAUUAGGCCACCUUCCUAAAAUUAUUCAAGCUCUCAACCAUAAAAACACUGCCAUCCCCAAGUCAUCGAUCCGGGUGAUCCAUUCUCUCGCUGACAAUGAGUUGUGUGUUCGAGCUAUGGCAGCACUAGAAACUAUUGGACCUCUAAUGAAUGGAAUGAAAAUACGCUCGGAUAUGGUCGGCCUCGCCUCUGAAGCACUAAAUCGAAUGUUUCAGAAAGAACAAACUGAAUUAGUGGCACAGGGAUUGAAAGCUGAGUUGGUUCCAUACUUAUUGAGGCUACUGGAAGGAAUUGGUCUAGAGAGCCUUGAAAACCCAGCAGCCACAAAAGCUCAGAUAGUAAAUGCACUUAAAUCAAUGACACGGAGUCUGCAGUUUGGCGAACAGGUGAAUGAAAUCCUGUCUCGUUCUUCUGUCUGGAGUGCCUUCAAAGACCAGAAGCACGAUUUGUUCAUUUCUGAGUCACAAACAGCAGGAUAUCUUACAGGCCCUGGAAUCGCUGGUUAUCUAACUGCAGGGACAAUGACAACGGUAUUACCAAGUGGGCCACCCCCUGUAGACAAUGAAGUGGUUGACUUGGCCAGAUGAAAGAUGAUCUACACUCCAUGCCUUCAAGAUUGAACUGUCAUAUCUAUGGACUAUUCUUGUUUUACUAAGACCCUCUAACUGUUGGGUUGGAAUGGAAUCAAUAUGAAAAUGAGCUGUCCCAUGUCUCCUUUGUGUUGCAUUGUAAGUGUAACAGCUCUGUCUAUAAUUUUUAUUUGUAAAGUGAUCAUUUUACCAGUGAUCCAACAUGUUCAGCAUUUAACAAUGGUAGCACUGUAUGGAUCAAAGCAGAGACAGAGUAUGCAAGGUUUUUUCUUGUAACUGAAGUAUUUUUGUUCCUUUGUAGCUGUAUUAAGACUGUGAAUCUCAAUACUGGAUUUUUUCUUAAUUUUAUAAUUGGUGUUUUACGGUUCUCUGUAAGAUAGCAGAGAAGUGAAAUUGGUAUCUGACGCCCAAAUGUGAAACACUUGACUGCCAUCUUAAGGGCAUGGUAGAAUGAAAUAUUUUCUGAAAAGCAACAUUGGCAUCAACUAAAUGUGUUUCCUAAAUCAGGCCUUGGACCUCUCUAAUUCUGCUAUUUGUUAAUCUUCAAAAUGAGUCAGCUUAUUACAACCAUAAACCAUUUGUAUGUAUAAUUGCCUUCUAUUACUGAUGCAAAAAGAGCUUCUGGAAAAUGUAACAUGGAUGUUCACAUACUAUAAAUACCUAUUGUCAUUGUGACCUGUUCUAUACAAUACCCAUGUGUAAACUUUCUAUAUUUGAAUGUACAUUAGUAAAUCAGUCCUCCUUGUACAUAAAAUUUUAAGAAUAAAGUACAAAGGGAAUUAGCAUCCUUAAUUAUA